AUGAGUAAGCGCUGCAAGUGCUGCACGGGAGUGCUUCCUGGCUUCUGUGGCUUCCGUGGCUUCCUUAGCGCAUGGAGUGCAAGCCUUGCAUUUUCAGUCCUUCCGCGCACAUGCCUCAGGGAUGUGAGGGAUGUGAGGGAGAUCCGGGCUUCGAGGGGGAGCUCUUUCAGUGUGCUGCGUCGCUGCGUGGAUCGUGUGGAUCGCGUGGAUCGGGCGGCUUUCGACCGAUCGGAGCAGCUCUGUGCCGUGAAGGUGCCGGAGGACGGCGCCUAUCGGCUCCGGCAGCACCCCGAAGUGCUCCCUUUCUGCCUCGGAUGGGCCAAGAAGCGGGCCCAAAAGCGGGCCAAAAAACGGGCCCAAAAGCGAGACCCGAGCUCUGCGGGCGCCGCCGACGCCGUUGCGAAGGCCGCGAACGCGGUGAACCAGGUGAACGUGGUGAACGUGGUGAACGUGGUGAACGUGGUGAACGUGGUGAACGUGGUGAACGUCGUCACGGAGGAGGGCGGCGCCGAGCCAGGCAGCAGCCUGCUGCUGCUGGCACCGGGCGUGACUCCCCAGAGCCUUGGAGCGGAAGCUCACAACGCAAUCGAGGCUUUUCAGGGGUCCUUUACAACCUACGAGCUCGAACUCGGCUAUGCAAACUUCAACUAUAAGGAAGCCCUCACGCUGUUGCUCCCUGCUGAUGUAACGGUGCCCAUGGGCUACGAGGUCUUGGGCCACAUCGCGCAUUUCAACUUGCUUCAAGAGCAUUGGCCACAUCGCCAUCUCAUCGGUCAGGUUCUCAUGGACAAGUCCAAGAACGUGCGGACUGUUGUUGCGAAGCGCGGCACGGUUUCACAUCAAUAUCGAACCUUCGACAUGGAGGUAAUCGCGGGGGAAGCAGACACGGAGGUCGAGCUGAAGGAGUUCGGGCUCAAGCUCAAAUUCGAUUUUCGGAAGGUCUACUGGAACUCGCGCUUGGCGAGCGAGCGCGGACGCCUUUCUGGCAAAUGUGGAGAGGGCGAGGUGUUUGUGGACUUGGCUGCUGGCGUUGGGGCUUUGGCUUUGCUUUGCGCCAGGAGGGGUUGCCACGUGGUGGCAAACGAUCUCAACCCAGCAGCCGCCGCCGCCGCAAAAGAGAAUGCCCGGAGGAAUCGCCUGAAGAUGGAGGUCCUUCAGAUGGACGCGCGGCCGCUGCUCCGCAGCGCCCUCCAUGGAAGCUGGGGCGACCUCGGGCUCGGCUUUCCCAAGGUCAGCAUCACCCGCUUGGCGUUCAAUCUGCCGGAGCUGGCGCUGGAGAUGCUUUGUGGAGAGUUGCGGCCUCUGCGAAACUGCAUGGUGGAUGCUUCAAACGCCUCAAAGGUGGGCUUGCCGAAGUUCUGCGUUUACUGUUACACCUUCGAUUACUCAGAGGAGCAUGUCCAUGACCGGCUCUUGCAGCUGCUUGGGUUCGUGCCAGAAGCGACAAAGAUUCGCAAGGUGCGGCUGGUGGCUCCCAGCAAAAUGAUGUAUUGUGUGGAGUUCGCAUAUCUCUGGGAGAGCGAAAAGUGUGCAGGGCAUGGGAUCCUUUUUUCCGCGGUGCAAGUGGGGAGUGUAGAGAGCACGCGGGUGGCCUUGGCUGUUGCGAAGAUCCAAGGCCACGCGCUCAUCACUGCUCCACCUGUGGCCGGUGCGUUCUUAGGCCAGAUCAACCUGAAGCCCUUCGUGCAGUUCGUCCACUUCGUGCCCAUCGCGACCCUGCACGCGUUGAUCGUGCACUCGGAGCUUUUCGUCCUGCUGUUUUAUGCAUGGAAGAGCUCACGGAAGUCUCUGGACUUUCUGAGGGUUGUGGUGCGAGUCUGGAUCCUGCUGGGCCUGAUCGCUUGGUUCUGCUGCCUGGUGGUAAUGCUGUUGGUGGGCACCCUGGCCUGGGAGAUGGAGCACACGGUGAUCGGCAACGUCAGCAUGAUCGAGGAGUAUGUCGUCGAGAAGGCAGAGAUGCGGAGGCGGCGAGCUGGAGAGCGAAAGUUUGUUUACCCGUACGAUCUGGGCCGCAAGGAGAACUUUGCGGCUUUGUUGGGAUCAAGCCUGUCCUGGCUUGUCCCUGGCCUUGCGACGCCAGGAGACCCAGUGUGGCCGAUGGUUCGGCCAGGCAGCACGCACUUUGACAUCAGCACAGAGCAGAUCGCCCAGAAGACGGAGAAGCUCCAAAGGAGUAUGGUCAUGCCCGUGCGGGAGCACUUCACGGGCGAAGGAGUUGAAGCCUAG
Molecule: messenger RNA, 2226 nt
Organism: Symbiodinium natans
Lineage: Eukaryota; Dinophyceae; Suessiales; Symbiodiniaceae
Source: the annotation of a GenBank genome assembly